AUGGCUAUCCAGCCUGAUCCACCUUCGGAGACCUCUUUUGAAGGAUUCAACUUGAAUGGUCAUACGUUUGAGGUGACCGAAAAUCUCUGGUUGGCGAUGCGCCGGCUGCGCAAGUCCACUGAGCCGCGGGUGUUUUGGAUAGAUGCCAUCUGCAUCAACCAAAGCAACAACGAUGAGAAGUCCAGCCAGGUUUCAUUCAUGGGUGAGAUCUACCAAGGGUCGCAGGAAACAACACUCUGGCUUGGAGAAGACCCUUACACUGUGGAGGUGGGCUCCAAGUCUGCUGCUGGUCACCGAUUAGCCGAAUUGUUCGAGAUCCUCCUCAGCGACAAGCACAUGUCGGAACUGCCUUGCUUCAUCGAGGAUGGCACACGGACCGACGUGUCAGAAGACUACCUACAACACUUCGACGAUCUUGCGAUGUUUCUUGACAAACCAUGGUGGAAGCGGAUCUGGGUUAUCCAGGAAAUGGUCCUGCCGCCAAAAAUCCGGUUUGUAUAUGGCUCUGAGCAGUUCUCUUACGAUACACUGCGAGCGGUCCUGGAAAUAUUCCGUGAGCAUGCUGCGCAUUGUUGUAAGAACUUUCGAUUGCGUCUUCGUGGGGCUGGUUUCGACCCGUUGAUGGUCAUUGAAGAACGAGUUUCACCUAUGGUAUAUGUUCGGGAACGAUGGAGGAACUCGGAUGAGAAAAUCACUCUGCUCCAACUGAGAAGAAUGUUUUCGGCGUCCCAGGCAUCUGUCUCUCGAGAUCUGUUCUAUGCCCUUCUAGGUAUCGUCAACAGUUGGGGCCUAGCGACGCCUCUUCAACCGGACUACAACAUCAGCUCAAGAGACGCCAUCAUUAAAGCCGUUUACGCCUGUAUGGUGGAAUCUGGCGGCGCCUCCUUCCUGCAAGGAGAAAGAAUCAGCGAGGACCGGUCGCCUGAUUUCCCGUCCUGGUUACCUGAUCUUCAUGUCCGCUCAACUCCAUCUAGACGGGUCUGGGGAGAACAGCAGCGCCUCAAGAUUGCCGAGAGGUUCUCCGCCACAGCAGGGUUGAAGCAGGAUACUACUCAAUUUUCUCUUGCUAGCGACGGUACCCUUCGUCUGCAAGCCCUGAAAGUGGAUAAAGUCAUUCGUGUUGGGGAUGCAACAGACCCACUUGAUGAAUUUGACAAGGUUCCUGAUGUAUUCCGGCAAUGGAUGGGAAUGAUCGGCAUGGGGGUUCAGGACUGGCCCGAGAGCCCCCCGACUAGAGGAUCGCAGCAGGACAGCUUCUGGCGAACAAUUUUAAACGACUCUAUUGAAGUUGAGCAGGGAGCAGGAUAUGUCCGACCGUCCGAUGGUGAUUACCAUCAAUUGCUGGACUUGUGGAAGAUGAUCACUGCGACCGUCUGGCCACUACUUGUGAGUAUGGCAAGAUCAUCAGUGGAGACGCGCAAAAGCGAUAGUGAGCCCUUCGAGAUGAUGAAUACCUUGCUUAACCUGGCACCGUCUAUUGCUUACCACGUAUUGGUUUGUCUCUGGGGGAGGCGAAUGAUUAUUACGGAAAAGGGAUUAAUUGGACUGGCCCCUAGGACUGUCCAGGAAGGAGAUGAGGUGCAUAUUCUGCUUGGCUCAGAAGUUCCGUUCAUUCUGCGACCAGGACACGUCAACGUCUAUUCUUCUGAGGUGGACCGCUACUCCACCCCGGUUUAUACAGUCAUCGGGAAUGGGUAUCUCCACGGGGUAAUGUGUGGCGAGGCCUUUGAAGGAGACGGGCAGAAUGAGAUCACAGUGAUUGCGCUUCAUUAG
Molecule: messenger RNA, 1773 nt
Organism: Aspergillus niger
Lineage: Eukaryota; Fungi; Ascomycota; Eurotiomycetes; Eurotiales; Aspergillaceae
Exons: 2
Coding region: 1-1773 (590 amino acids)
Source: RefSeq, a predicted model, not a curated record